AUGAGGUUCUCCAAGAAGAAGCUCUUGGUAGCCUGUGCCCGGGCCCUGCCAGCACUCGCAGCUGUUCUUCCUCCCGGGGGUGUCCGUUCAGACGUUGCACGCCCGGAGGGUAAACAGCUUUUGGAUUUAGAUUUACACGAAGACUAUGCACAAGCGACCUUUACCGUUCCUUGCGCUGGUUGUCUAGGCACGAGCCAUGAUGACGAGUCCAUCGUCUUGAGUGUGAAAACCCACGCCAACGAAGAAGCUUGUGGUGUUUCCAACAUCACGUUGAACGGAGCCUACCUUUCUCAAGAAUGGAACGGUGAUUUUGCAUCUGGCUCCGGCUCCUACACUGGUGUUACCGAUAUCCAGGAGAAUGCCUGGUUUCUCCAACACGACCUUGACCUGGAAUGGGAGAGCGCAUGUCUCCACGGCGAAGAAGAAGCCGAUGACACCGCUCAAGUCUUGACAGUCAACAUCAAAUCCAUCGAUGGAAAGUCAUUAAGCCUACCGUACCCCGGUUUCACCCUCUCGUUCAAGCAGGCUUCCCCACCGGAACUUCUUCGACUCCAGUCGACGCCCGACCUUAUUGCCAGCUCUAGUGAACACGCCGAGUCUUGGCGCAAACCUCCUACCCAUCUACGCCUUACCCUGCCCAAGCUUAAGGGUGUAGAGAGUUUCGAAACUUCGGGUCACUCGGAGCUUGAAGACGACAUCCAAGAGCUGAAGGCUCUCGAAAAGGAAGCAAAGAAGCUCCAGAAAGCUAUUGCGGAGAAGAAGAAGUACAUUGAUUCACAGGUCAGAAAGGAGGCACAGAGCUUCAAGGAGGAACUGCAGAACUGUGACAACCUGACCUGCGUUGCGAAGACUAUCGCAAGUGGAGCUCGAGGUGCAUGGAGGAUCCUCUACGUCCGAUUCAGACCCAACCACCAUCAUCACCACGGCCCGCCACCCAUGGGUCAUCCAGAUGAUGGCUUCCAUCGGGUAUGGCGACCGGGGAAUAAUAAGCAGGGCAACAUCAAGAUCGAGUCUGAAGGCGUUCCUCCACCUCCACCUCCGCCGCACCAUGACGGGCCCGGCCACCCACCACCACCUCCGCCACACCACGAUGGCCCUGGUCACCCACCGCCGCCUCCACCUCCGCCACACCACGAUGGCCCUGGUCACCCACCGCCACCUCCACCUCCGCCCCAUUCUCACCAUGGUGCACCACGCAUGCCUCCACCUGAGUCGCCAUUCGUGAUCGCUCUCGAGGUCGUUUUGGGCCUUUUGUGCUGUGGUUGCAUCUUGACUGUUAUCCGUCACCGCUGCAGUAGCCUCCGCACUCGCACAGAACGCGCUGCCGCGCGCGAAGAACGUCUGACUCGACGUGAAUACCGCCGUGCUGCUCGAAGACAUGCAAUCAGAAAGUGGUGGCGCGGGGAUUGGCGCGACCAGGAGCGCAUGGAGGACUAUGAGGAGAAACGCAGUCUCAUACAGCAUCAGGAGGGUGUGCUUGAGGAAGCAAUGCAAGAGGAGAUCAGACAACUGCGCGCGGCGCAUGGCGUCGUGAAUGAUCUCGUCAGCUCAGCUGAAGAAGGCCGCGUUGUCACCUACCCACACAACUACUGCCCGUGCUCACGCUCACACCCUGUUCCCCAAGCACCGUUGUCCCCGUUGUCAACGGCUUCAACCUACCCGCCCACCUCUAUCCCCGAGCUCCCGUCUCGUCCGCUAUCGCGAACAGACAGCCUCCCGGGGUACGCAUCAAGUUCACCGCCAGCUUACGAAGAGGAUGAGGAUGUAUCCGAUUCGGUUGCCAACGGCUUCAGGCACUACUCUUCUACUGAUUCGACCACAAGCUCAAAUUCACGAUGGACGCCAGACUCCAGCAUCAUCGAUGUGAGCCCGCGACCAAGCGCAGAAACACUGAGAUACCCAGAGAUUACUGAAGCCUCCGAGUUCGCCGAGACAACUGAGACGAAUUUUGAUCAGAAGAGCUAA
This is a messenger RNA of Didymosphaeria variabile, 1965 nucleotides long. RefSeq lists its product as uncharacterized. Lineage: Eukaryota; Fungi; Ascomycota; Dothideomycetes; Pleosporales; Didymosphaeriaceae. The transcript is spliced from 3 exons. The coding region runs from base 1 to 1965 and encodes 654 amino acids. Gene Ontology annotation, molecular function: microtubule binding. The record is from RefSeq and is a predicted model, not a curated record. Gene Ontology annotation, cellular component: cytoplasm.